UUCCCGCUCAGAAAUUCUUCCACUUUCGAGCGUCACCGGCGACAAUGACGUCAUCGCCGGAAUCGGAUAACAUAGCGGAGAAGCCAUUGGCAGACAAGGUUUCAGAAGCAGUGACGUCGAUGUACAAUUUUCUCGCCAAGAAAGGGAAGCCUCAAGGCCACGAGGUCACCGUUUCAGCCGCUUCUCUCCUCUCCAAUCUUCCUCAAGAGUUACGAGUGGUGGCGUUGGGCACGGGGAGAAAGUGUAUGGGGAGAUCGCGGUGGAGUUGAGGCGGCGAUGUCAUGAACGAUUCGCAUGCUGGAUUAAUCGCCAGGCGAUCUCUUCCAGGUUCGGACUUCAGUUUCUAAUGUAAAUGUUAAUCCGUAGGAGUAUUAUACUAGCUGAACCUGUAAAAAGAAUGAAGAAUUUUCCCCCUUGGUUUAAUCUCUAACUAACUGGUUAUUAUGAGCUAGAAGUUAAUUAGCAAAUCCCUUAUGUUUUCCUCAUAUGAGUAAAGCCUGGAAGUUGGCAAGUAUGGUACUAAUACAUUAUUAGCUGCUUCUGAUUCGAGCAUACUCCAUAUUCCUUCUCACAGUGCUGUACCAGAUUACCCAGUCUCUUACCGAGCACUCAUGAUACAUUAAUGUGUUAUCGGUUCUUUAGCAUGUCUUUGUAUAGUUCCCAUCCUAGACAACCAAGUGCAUCAUGUUAUAUGGAUCCAACCACAUAGUUUGUGUAACUUUGGAUGUAG
This is a messenger RNA of Salvia splendens (bonfire salvia), 730 nucleotides long. RefSeq names its product tRNA-specific adenosine deaminase TAD1-like. The coding region runs from base 45 to 269 and encodes 74 amino acids. The record is from RefSeq and is a predicted model, not a curated record. NCBI's taxonomy places the organism in Eukaryota, Viridiplantae, Streptophyta, Magnoliopsida, Lamiales, Lamiaceae. The transcript is spliced from 2 exons.